UUGGUAGUUUUGCACCCCUCUCUAGUGGAGCGCGUUUUUCUCUCUGGAAAUCGAUUUUGUUUGAUAUGAUGGCGUUGUUUUGGCGCUACGUUACCGCCAACCCCCCACAUAUCAUUACCUUUCUUCAAGGACGUUCGUUGAACGUCCUUGCUUUCUUAUACCGUCAUAACAUCACCACCUUACAAUGCACCUGUUCUAUGAGAGAUUGCGCUGACCCUACUUUCCCCCAGCAUGCCUUGCGUGUGGUACCGUUAACCUUUAACCCCACACAACGGUCCUAGUGCGGAAGUGCAGCAGCAGCCAGCAGCUGGAUCUCUGUGUUUAGUUCACACAUCACGUUCACAAGAGCCAUACUUCAGUACAGCCUACCUCCAUCAGUAGGCUACACAAGAGAUGUGGUCAUGGCAGAGAAGCUGGCUGGGUGGGACGCUGUUUGCUUCCUGAUGUUCUUCUCAUCCUUCUUCGGUACCAUCUACAUCCUGACCCCAAUGCUCCCGCUGAUGUUGAUACGACCCAAGUGGUACCGUGCAGUCGUGGACCAGUUCAUCGCAUGGUGGGAGACAUUUCCAGUGGCUCUUCUAGAGCUUGUGUAUGGUGUUAGGGUUCGUCUGACAGGCGACGUGAUCCGGCCGGGGGAGCGCACACUCAUCAUCAUGAACCACAGGUCACGUCUGGACUGGAUGUUCCUCUGGGCUUGUCUACUGCGCAGGGGUCAUCUGUCCAAGGAGAAAAUCAUCCUCAAGACAUCGCUUAAGAAUAUCCCAGGUCCAGGUUGGGCCAUGCAGGUGGGCUGUUUCCUCUUCAUCAAGAGACGAUGGGAUGAGGAUGAAAAAAUCUUUAAGAGGAUGCUGAACUACCUGACAUCCAUCAGACAUGCAACCCAGCUGCUGCUCUUCCCAGAAGGCACAGACUUGACUGAAUACACACGCAAACGUAGCAAUGACUAUGCAAAAGAGUAUAACCUUCCGAAGUACAACUAUGUCCUCCAUCCAAGAACAACAGGAUUCGUCUACAUUGUGGAAAAACUCAGAAAAGCCAAACAACUUGAUUCCAUCCAUGACAUCACUGUCGGCUACCCAGCCGGGGUCCUGCAAAAUGAGAUGGACCUGUUUGCAGGCCGUUUCCCAAAGGAGGUUCACUUCCACAUCCGCCGGCACCCCCUGCGCACCCUUCCCAACACCACAGGCCAGCUGGAGCUCUGGUGCACCACCCGGUGGGCAGAAAAGGAACUGCAGCUCAAGGAAUUCUACCAGAGGAAGCGGUUCAAGGACUUGAAUCUUGUGGAUGGACGAAAGUCAGCGAACCACCUGCGGAAGGAGCAGGUCAAGGCCAUCCUCUGGCUCUCCAUCCUCUUCUGGGGCAACUUUGUGGUGAUGAUGCUGUACCUCAUGGUCACCAACUUUUUCAUCCUCAAAAUGACCAUCAUCAUUGCUGUCUUCUACAUUAUCGAAGGUCUCAUCUUUGGUGGGGUGGAAGACAUGGAGAUCAAGCUACAUAAUGCAGUCUGGGGGAAACUGCCAUGGAAGUGAUAUGAGUGCUUUCAGGGCAGUGUAAAUAUUAUAGUAGCAAGGACUGACCUCUAGUAGAAGAACUAUUUCCUUCAUCUGAUGCUGGUGAAAGAACAAAUAAACACAAAUGUUUACUGGCUGAUAGAAAUCAUUUGUCACCCAGGCUAGAAAACUCUAUGAUAUUUCUAUAUUGUGGACAGUUGGCAGAAAAAAAAGUGUAGACACAAAUGUCUUUUACUUUGUAAUUGCAUCACAUGGAAUUAUAAGUACAAAUACCAACAAAUAUGUCUUAUGGAAUAAGCUAACGAGAGCUAACACUUGAUUGCAAGCAAGAAGACACAAACAUGUUGUGAUUUGUUUUGCAAAGGAUAGUAGAGUGCAGUAUUGUGUUAGUAUGUGAUAAAUAUUUCUGUGAAAUAAUGAUGCAGUAUCACUUUAUUCAGAGAAAUACCCUGCAGGCAGCUUUUAUUUUAGACAAUAUUGUAUAACAUUAAAGAAAAAAUUCUAUCUCCAAAAAUUUAGAUUUGUUAUGAAUUCUUAUGCUACUUCACUACAGUCAAAGAUAUUCAUCACCUUUCCAUUGGCAUGUACAUGUAUUUGUGUUUGUAUAUGUUGCCAAAGAUUUGUGUCUCCCUACAAAAUUGCAGUAAUUGUACAAUGUAAGGGCUGUGCAAAUAGUGAAAAUAAGAGUGUGAUUAGUAAGCCCAAAGUUCAAAUCAUAGGCUCUGUAAAGAACUGUUAAGAAUAUCUAGAAUUCUUUGUGAUUCUUCUAAUGCCCAUAGAUUCCAUGUAUUGAAUAUUAAGUCAGUAAUGCAAGAGUUAAAUGUGGUAUUUACAUUAUGUACUAGGUAUUUGAUAAUUUGAUUAUAAACUAGAAAGGCCGACAUUUGCUUGGGAGCAAAUGCAGCAGAUGGCUUCACCACAU
Molecule: messenger RNA, 2433 nt
Organism: Branchiostoma belcheri (Belcher's lancelet)
Lineage: Eukaryota; Metazoa; Chordata; Leptocardii; Amphioxiformes; Branchiostomatidae
Product: lysocardiolipin acyltransferase 1-like
Cellular component (GO): endomembrane system
Molecular function (GO): acyltransferase activity
Source: RefSeq, a predicted model, not a curated record